AUGGAGGAAGAACUCAAAAACUUCAUCAAGGUUUGGGUUUUUGCAAUAAUCUCCAUAUCUUAUUGUUACUACUUAUCAGCCAGAAUCAAAGCUGGUGUUUUUCGAUUACUCUCUGUUCUUCCUGUUUGUGCUCUGUUUCUUGUCUUUCCUCUGUUUUUCUCAUCUGUUCAUUUCUCUGGUUCCAUAGCUUUUUUCCUCACAUGGCUCGCUAAUUUCAAACUCAUACUCUUCUCAUUCGACCAAGGUUCUCUUUUCCCACUUCCCUCAAAUCUCGCCCGAUUUAUCUGCUUCACUUGCUUACCCAUCAAGCCUCAACAAAACCCUAACUCUCAUAAUCAACUGCCCAAAUGGAUUUUCGCCAUUAAAGUUGCUAUCUUUGGUGUCUUGUUACAAAUUUACGAGUAUAAACAUGAUCUAUCUCCGAUUGUGCUAUUGCUUCUCUAUUCUCUUCAUAUAUACUUGGAGCUUGACAUUUUCUUAAUGCUCGUCAAAGUUUUGGUCUCUAUCACUCUUGCGUGCGAUCUAGAGCCACAGUCCGAUGAACCAUACUUAGCCACCUCUCUUCAAGACUUUUGGAGUCGACGAUGGAAUCUCAUGGUUCCGGCGAUCCUCCGGCCAUCCGUUUACGUCCCCGUACGGCAAAUCACCGAGAGGAAAAUGAACUCCGAUCAAGCUCUGUUCUUGGGAGUUUUCGCUUCCUUCCUCAUUUCCGGUGCGGUUCACGAGCUGGUCUUCUUCUAUAUUACACGUGAGUUGCCUACGGGAGAGGUCACUUGGUUCUUUUUGUUACACGGAGUUUGCAUGGCAGUGGAAGUGGCAGUGAAGAAGAGGACGUUUGUGUGGCGGUGGAGGAUGAGUCCGAUGGUUUCACGACUGCUCACGGUGGGGUUUGUGCUUGUAACGAGUGGUUGGUUGUUUUUCCCUCCUCUUGUAAGGAGUGGCAUGAUCGAGAGACUCGCUAAUGAAGCUUUGUUAUUCACUGAUGUCGUCAAGCGCAAGUUUUUUACUUUUGGAACAGUGGAUUGUCUGCUGGUCCGAAGCACGCCUCUUCAGAAAUAUUGGUUAGUGGAGAACCAAUACAACGUGACUGUAGAGGAGGUUUCGAAAAGCAGUUCUUCUUGGAAAAAAUCAGGAGAGAGAUCGAGAGAGUAUGCUUGCAUAAGAACUCAAGAACAAAAAGGGUGUGAGGAAUAA
Arabis nemorensis is the source of this 1194-nucleotide messenger RNA. The record is from the annotation of a GenBank genome assembly. NCBI's taxonomy places the organism in Eukaryota, Viridiplantae, Streptophyta, Magnoliopsida, Brassicales, Brassicaceae.